AUGUCCUCGACUGACAAGAACAUUCGCAUGCCUCACCGUCUCCUAGGCAAGUCGGGUUUGAUGGUUUCCAGACUUUCUCUUGGCAGUUGGAUGUGGGAAGACGACAAGUACACGCCCGAGCGUUGGUACGAGAUGAUGAAGGCGGCAUUCGAGCACGGUGUCAACCUGUUCGACAACGCAGAAGCGUACGGCAACGGCCAAGCAGAGCGCAACAUGGGAGACGCGAUCAAAAUGGGCAUUGCUGACGGUCUCUGGAGUCGUGAGGACCUCGUGGUGACCACCAAGAUCUAUUUCGGUUCCAAGGGGUACUUUGAAGGUAACCCGAACGACCAGGGACUGAGUCGCAAGCACAUUGUGGAAGGUACGAAGGCCUCGCUCAAGAGACUGCAACUUGACUAUGUGGACGUCAUCUUCUGCCACCGAUCGGAGCCUUACACGCCCAUUGAGGAGGCCGUUCGAGCCAUGAACUAUGUGAUCCAGCAAGGUUGGGCCUUCUACUGGGGGACGAGUCAGUGGUCAGCGGCCGACUUCAUCGAGGCCUGCGAGAUUGCUGAUCGUCUGGGACUCAUCCGUCCUAUCGUCGAGCAACCUGAGUAUAACCUGUUGGAACGUAGCAAGGUGGAGCUGGAAUACGCACCGUUGUAUGACAAAUACGGACUCGGACUCACGACGUGGUCACCGUUGUCCUUCGGGAUUCUCACGGGUAAAUACAGCGCUGUUGCGUCUGGUGCUACUACACGCAUGGACGUUGCAUGGAUAAAGGAGUCCAUCCCUGAUUUCGACGACCGGGUGGCCAAAGCGGACAGUUUAAAACCUGUAGCUGAGGAAUUGGGCUGCUCCAUGGCUCAACUGGCCAUCGCUUGGUGUCUGUCGAACGAGAACGUGUCGACCGUGAUGAUCGGUGCUAGUUCGACGGAGCAACUCAAGCAGGAUAGCCUUUAUUACAGGUCAGAAACGAUUUUGGUCACGGGUAAAAUAAUCAAUUAG
Phytophthora nicotianae INRA-310 is the source of this 987-nucleotide messenger RNA. RefSeq lists its product as hypothetical. Bases 1 to 987 code for a protein of 328 amino acids. The transcript has a single exon. NCBI's taxonomy places the organism in Eukaryota, Oomycota, Peronosporomycetes, Peronosporales, Peronosporaceae. The record is from RefSeq and is a predicted model, not a curated record.